This is a messenger RNA of Diospyros lotus (date-plum), 1090 nucleotides long. Its product is annotated as myb-related protein 315-like. Lineage: Eukaryota; Viridiplantae; Streptophyta; Magnoliopsida; Ericales; Ebenaceae. The transcript is spliced from 3 exons. Bases 102 to 1064 code for a protein of 320 amino acids. The record is from RefSeq and is a predicted model, not a curated record.
CCUUGUUCUUGAGGUCACCUCUCUCUCUCUAUCUCACUCACACACACACAAUCUCUCUCCCUCUCUCUCUCCCAUAUUUCUAAGAGAAGGAUAUAUCUUCAAUGGGAAGGAAACCUUGCUGUGACAAACGCCUAGGGUUGAAGAGGGGUCCAUGGAGCAAUGAAGAAGAUCACAAGCUCAUCAACUUCAUCCUCACCAAUGGCAUCCAUUGCUGGAGAAUGGUUCCCAAGCUUGCAGGCUUGCUGAGGUGUGGAAAGAGCUGCAGAUUAAGAUGGAUGAAUUAUCUGAGACCUGAUCUUAAAAGAGGGGCUUUAUCUGAUGCUGAAGAGGAUCAAAUUAUACAACUUCAUGCCCGUCUUGGCAACAGGUGGUCUAGGAUAGCCUCCCACUUUCCCGGGCGCACAGACAACGAAAUAAAGAACAUCUGGAACACCCGCAUCAAGAAAAGGCUGAAGCUCCAAGGAUUGGACCCACUCACCCAUAAACCUAUAAUUGAUCACCUUCAUCAUUGGGAUCAGGAUCAAGAGAAAUAUGAUCAAACGGCAGAGAGCGAUCAUGUUCAUUCUAAUAAAGAGAAAACAGCUGAAGCAAAAUUAGAAACCAACAUGAAUAUCAUCACAACCACAGCAGAUCAUCAUCAGCAGGAAUUAAUCUCCCAGAAUGAGCAGCAGCAGCAAGAAAAUGGAGGAGAAUUAGGGGCAGCAGGGAAGGGGAUGAUGAAUAUGGCGGUACUGUCAGAUGAAGCCACUGAUGAGCUUCUGCAGAGCCACGAGAUUUUCUAUGGAAUUGGAAGCUUGGAAUUAGAAGAAGGAGGAGGAGGAGGAGGAGGAGGAGAAGCGGCGGGGUUCAUGUGGAUGAAGGAAUUAGCAAUUACCACUCCCAGCAGCAGCAGCAGCCCUUCAGCUUCUUUCUCUGUGGAUGAACUUUCUCUCAACUACAACUGCCCUUCUAAUUCUAAUUCCAUGGAAGAUCAUUCGUCGUCGUCGUCGUCUUUGCAACAUGAGUUGCAAUGGGUGGAUGGAAUUGUUGAUUCCAUGCUUUCAUGCUGGGACGGUUUUAGCUAGAGCUAGAAGAUGAUGAGCUUUUCAUU